CCUCACGGUCGGGGAAUACCUCUCAGAGUUUGGAGAUCCGGGCAGGAGUCGAGCCGCCCUACUGACCACAGGCCGUGUUGUGUCAUCGGUUCUGCAGGCAUCAUGAGCCAAGACACCGAAGUAGACAUGAAAGAGAUGGAGCUGAACGAGCUAGAACCGGAGAAGCAGCCUAUGAACGCAGCGGCCGGGGCGUCGGCCGGGGAGAAGAAUGGUCUGGUGAAGAUCCAGGUGGCCAAAGACGAGUCAGAGACCGAGGCCAAGUUCACCGGCUUGUCCAAAGAGGAGCUAUUGUAUGUAGCAGGCAGCCCCGGCUGGGUGCGCACCCGCCUGACGCUGCUGGCGCUCUUCUGGCUCGGCUGGUUUGCCAUGCUGGCUGGCGCCGUGGUGAUCAUCGUUCGGGCGCCGCGCUGCCGUGAGCUGCCGGUACAGAGUUGGUGGCAGGAGGGUGCCCUCUACCGCAUUGGCAACCUUCAGGCCUUCGUAGGCCCAAAUGUUGAGGGCUUCACUGGUCUGGACGACCGUCUGGAUUACUUGAACACGCUGAAGGUGAAGGGUCUAGUACUGGGCCCCAUUCAUCUGAACCAGAAGGAUGACGUCAACGGAACCGACUUGAAACAGAUUGACCCCGCUUUUGGCUCCCAGAAAGAUUUUAAAGACCUUGUAGAACGUGCCAAGGAAAAGAGCAUUCGCAUCAUUUUGGACCUUACUCCCAACUACCAUGGCCAGGAGGCAUGGUUCCUCCCCGAGGAGGCUGACGUGGUGGCCACCAAAAUGAAGGAAGCGCUGAGGGUUUGGUUGCAGUAUGGCAUAGAUGGGUUCCAAUUUCGGGAUGUGGAAAAGCUGGCGGAUGCAUCCUUGUACUUGGCAGAGUGGCAGAAUAUCACCAACAACUUCAGCAAUGACAGGCUUUUGAUGGCAGGGACUGAGUCCUCCGAUCUGCAGCAAAUUGUGAGCAUACUCAACUCCACCAGCGACCUGCUGUUGACCAGCUCAUACCUGUCCAAUUCCAGUUUCACUGGGGAGCAUACAAAAUUCCUGGUCACUAGGCAUUUGGAUGCCACUGGCAGUCGCUGGCUCAGCUGGAGUGUGUCUCAGGCAGGGCUCCUGACAGCUUCCGUACCAGCUCAGCUCCACCGGCUCUACCAGCUGCUGCUCUUCACUCUGCCAGGGACUCCUGUUUUCAGCUACGGGGAUGAGAUUGGCCUGGAGGCAACCACCCUUCCUGGACAGCCUGUGGAGGCCCCAUUCAUGCCUUGGGAUGAGUCCAGCAUCUCCCACAGCCCGAGACCCAUAAACUCCAACAUGACAGUGAAGGGUCAGAAUGAAGACCCUGACUCCCUCCUCACCCAGUUCCGGCGGCUGAGUGACCUUCGGGUGAAGGAGCGCUCUCUGUUGCAUGGUGACUUCCAUGUACUGUCCUCCUCAUCUGGCCUCUUCUCCUACAUCCGCAGCUGGGACCAGAACAAGCGUUACCUGGUGGUGCUCAACUUUCAGGAUGUGGGCCUGUCAGCCAGGAUAGGGGCUGCCAACCUCCCUGGCGGCAUAAGCCUGCCAGCCAGUGCUAACCUGGUGCUCAGUACCAGCAGUGCCCGGCCAAGCAGUGAGGAUGGUACCUCCCUGAACCUGGAAAACCUGAGUCUGAAUCCUCAUGAGGGCUUGCUGUUAUAUUUCCCUUAUGUGUCCUGAUCCUACCUGUCCAGACACUACUAUGCCCCUUUCCUCUCCCCAGGCCUUUUUUUUUUUUUCUUUCUCAAGACAGGGUCUCUCUGUGUAGCCCUGGCUGUCCUGGACUCGAUUUGUAGACCAGGCUGGCCUCGAACUCACAGCGAUCCGCCUGCCUCUGCCUCCCGAGUGCUGGGAUUAAAGGCGUGCACCACCAUGCCCAGCUCCCCAGGCCUUUUGAAUUCUGGUUUUUCUCCAUUUUUUUUUUUUUUUAACUUUUGUAGAUUACAUAUGAAUUCUCACACUGGGUGUUUUUGUCUUCAAAUAAAAAUCACCCCUGCGA
This is a messenger RNA of Acomys russatus (golden spiny mouse), 2005 nucleotides long. It is a transcript of the gene Slc3a2, whose product is annotated as solute carrier family 3 member 2. The record is from RefSeq and is a predicted model, not a curated record. The transcript is spliced from 9 exons. Gene Ontology annotation, biological process: amino acid transport; carbohydrate metabolic process. Lineage: Eukaryota; Metazoa; Chordata; Mammalia; Rodentia; Muridae. The coding region runs from base 103 to 1686 and encodes 527 amino acids.